AUGAAUCACAACAGCGAUAGUGAUCCAUACAAGGAAGUGAUCCGAGGUGGUUUGAAAUUGAAGAAGGGCAAGUCCAAAUUCAGGAAAAAAGAUGUACUCUUGCAAAAUGAUACUCUCUCAGGAUGUACUCUUGCAAAAUGGUUGUCUUUUAAUUGGUUGUUGUUGUUAAUUGAAAUUGAUAUUGGUGAAAUGGUAUUGAAGCAGCCUGGAGGUGCUGUUACUUUUCACAAAACAAAGAAAGAAAGUGUUGACUUAAAGAGUAUUGAUAUAACCAUCCACAAAGAUGCCGAUGCAGCAGUUACAUAUAAGACACCAGCAGAGAUAGCAUUUGAGAAGCGACAGUUGCAAAAUCAGGCGAGGAUUUUUGAACGGUUGGCGAAGAAAGCAGCUGUAAGUCAUCGUGAAAAAGUUGAAAAGUUCAAUCAACAGAUGAGUGAACUAACCGAAUUCAAUGAUAUACCAAAAGUUUCAUGGACAAAGUGA
Acanthocheilonema viteae is the source of this 483-nucleotide messenger RNA. NCBI's taxonomy places the organism in Eukaryota, Metazoa, Nematoda, Chromadorea, Rhabditida, Onchocercidae. The record is from the annotation of a GenBank genome assembly.